GCUGGCGGCAUUGUGGAAUACUAUAAGCAACCGAAACGAGAUGGACGGGAAGUUCCAAUUUCUCAUGGCGCUCUCGCUUGACCGCGGAACGCCUGUCUUCAUCGGCACCGACGUAGUACGCAAUGCAUACACGGGACAUCGCAACAGGCUUCGCAUAAAACUCGAGAGGGUGAAGCAGCCGCCAAAGAGGAGAACCGUGCAGGACAUCAUCCAGUAUUUCUCCCGCGCGUCUUCCUGGGAUAAUGCCCUGAAGGUAUCGAAGGCCAUUGUUGCUACCAUGAAGGGGGUGGUGGAAGCACUCCGAGAUCCUGGCCUCCACGAGAAAGUGCCGCAGAUAUUGGACUUGUUCGAUUUCAGCGAGAUUCUUCACGUUCGAUUUUUCCACUUCAUGGAGAUAAUGAAACGGUUUCCCCCGGACGAGGGUGAAUGGUUAAGUUAUUUCUUCACAACAGAUGCCCUGGCUCUCCAGUCCCUGACAAAGUACCUCAGCACGGUGGAACCGGUCACGUUCAUUUACACCGUGCGCUUCAUCAUUGCCGAAAGCCUGCUGACCACGGCUUCGUCGGCUUUUGUCAGUAUUUACGAUUUGUCUCCGGCAGCGGCGUCCCGAUAUAGCAUGGUACGGUGCGCCGACCUGUCCUUGAUGCUGCUCCCCACCAUGACCGAGUACCAGUUCUUCCAAGAGUGGCUCGGACAAAACAUAUCCGCUUCUCUAACGCACCUGUUCGAGCUCUUACCGGAGAAGUUUAACCUUGUCGAACCCUUUUCCAGAAUGCGAAAAGAUACCAAAGCAAACCUGGUGCGCACACUCCGCAACAUCACCAUCGUCCCGGGCCAAGACCCUGGCUAUAAUUCAAUAGAGGAUAUACGCAACAUCACCAAGUUCAAGGAAAUUGGCAUCGACUUCAACAGCUGGGUGCUUCACACGUUCCGUUCGAAAGCACAGUUCCGGGAGAACCUGCUGAUUCGUGCGCAGGAGAAGCUUCCCGCCAACGACCACAGCUUGGACCUCAACCCCGGUGCAGUCUACGACGCUUUCGAAGACGUGCUGCGCGUGCUUCCCAGCCUCCUCGUUCAGCCAUUCGACGUAGCAGCCACGCCUUCCGCCUUCACUUUCGGUCACCUGGGCUCGUACGUGGCCGAAGCUUUUUCUCAGGCCACGCUGCCCCAUAGCUUAUCAGGCCUGCCGUCGAGAAUGAACUUCACUGCUCAAGCCGACCAGGACGCAUUUCUCAAGAAUCUGGACUGCCUUAGCCGAGAGCGAGCUCACGCAGAAAAGGUCCUGCUCAGCAUGAAAACAAUGCUGAGCCUUCUGACAAGCGUUAUUGGUGUCAAGGUCGCCCAUAAGGCUUGGGAAGACUGGAAGGAUCGAGGCACCACGGAGCUCGUGCCCUAUGUGAAGACAGACGAGCAGGCAUUGUUCGUUGGCUUCUGCUUACGACACUGCGGCGAUGCCGACGACAGUCACUACAGAGACCUCGAGAGUCCUUAUGAAAAUGCUAGCCUGCCGCGACCUGAACUGUGCAACUUACCCCUACGUCACAUCUCAGAGUUUGCCAGGGCUUUUUCGUGCAAUGCUAAUAGCAGCAUGGUGGCAGCAAGUAAAUGUGCCUGAUGCUAUGGACGUGCCUGUGCAUUUUUUGUUUGCAAUUUUAUUGUUCCCAUUUCUUAUUUCAUUGCUUUAUUCACCUGGGUUGCCACCAUAAUGUGUGAUUGAAUUUAUAUGCAACCACGGAGGCCCACUUCAUGUAGAUGCUCCAACAACGAUCUUUUAAAUGCAUCGUCCAGGAGCCAUUUCUCAUAGUAGUCAGGUUGGUCAGUUCCUAGCUUCACAUCUUUGAAUGAACGUUUGCAGACCGUCUUUGUCCGAAGGCAUGUCCUAAUUAGAGGAUGGGCGCCCGCUGCAUGGAGUGGUGCACACCUUCAUUUGCGCCACAUUAAUGCUUUCGCGGACACUAUG
Messenger RNA from Dermacentor silvarum, 1960 nucleotides. RefSeq lists its product as uncharacterized. Gene Ontology annotation, cellular component: plasma membrane. Gene Ontology annotation, molecular function: metalloendopeptidase activity. The transcript has 2 exons. Bases 41 to 1615 code for a protein of 524 amino acids. Gene Ontology annotation, biological process: protein processing. NCBI's taxonomy places the organism in Eukaryota, Metazoa, Arthropoda, Arachnida, Ixodida, Ixodidae. The record is from RefSeq and is a predicted model, not a curated record.